Molecule: messenger RNA, 2075 nt
Organism: Linum tenue
Lineage: Eukaryota; Viridiplantae; Streptophyta; Magnoliopsida; Malpighiales; Linaceae
Source: the annotation of a GenBank genome assembly
AUAAUAUCAUGAAGGAUACCAUAAACACACAUCCAAAAACCAUUAUUAUUCUAACCGUCUCCACUUUCGUUCACCUAAUCACCUUUCCUCUGAAAGUUUUUCGACCACUGCAUGCAGAGCCGUGGUGGCACAGGGCACUAGCAGAGGCCAAGUGGACAAAAUUUUGACUGAGCAACCAAACACUUUUUGCACGCUUUACCCAAAAGCCUCACGGAAAGUUUUUGUUUUGUAAUUGUUCAUGUUGGUUUCUGACUCACUAGGGAAUAGUUUGGCGCUGUCUUUGGAUUUUCUCUCCUGGGGCGCCCUUCCGCGAAAUCCCCCAAACUGCGAUUUCUUCCAUUCAAGUCCAUUUCACAGUGAUUAAAUCAACUGGAUUUCUCCUUGUAAUCAUUUUCCAGUCUAGCCUGUUUGGGUUCUAAGCAACUGGGCAGGCACUUGAUUCGAUCGAAUUCCCAGAAAUCGUUGAUCGUUUUGGGGGCUAGAUACAGUUGAUUAGAAGGCUUCAGAGUUUUCUCCUGUCUGGACAUACCUCCACCAAACAUGGUAACAAGAACAGUUGAUCUCCGUUCGGAUACUGUCACCAAGCCUUGCGAGGCGAUGAGAGCUGCAAUGGCAAAUGCUGAGGUUGAUGACAAUGUUCUAGGGAACGACCCAAGCGCCUUGAGGUUGGAGACCGAGAUGGCGAGAAUUACGGGCAAGGAAGCCGCGUUGUUUGUUCCAUCCGGGACGAUGGGCAACCUCAUUAGUGUGCUUGUGCAUUGCGAUGUCAGGGGCAGUGAAGUAAUUCUAGGAGACAAUUCCCACAUCCACAUUUACGAGAAUGGCGGUAUCGCAACGAUUGGAGGUGUCCAUCCAAGGACAGUAAAGAACAAUGAGGAUGGAACUAUGGAUAUAGAUGUGAUUGAGGCCAAGAUAAGAGACCCGAGAGGGCAGCUUGUUUAUCCAACUACCAGGCUCAUCUGUUUGGAGAAUUCACAUGCCAACACUGGCGGGAGAUGCCUAUCUGUGGAGUACACAGACCAAGUAGGAGAAUUGGCAAAGAAGCAUGGGCUGAAGCUUCACAUUGACGGGGCUCGCAUUUUUAAUGCAUCAGUUGCUCUGGGAGUUCCUGUUCAUAGGCUUGUACAAGCAGCAGACUCAGUUUCGAUUUGCUUAUCAAAGGGUUUGGGAGCACCGGUUGGAUCUGUUAUUGUAGGUUCAGAAAGUUUCAUUUCAAAGGCUAAGAUUCUCAGGAAAGCUCUAGGUGGCGGGAUGAGACAGGUCGGCAUCCUUUGCUCUGCUGCAUUAUUUGCAGUUCAAAACAAUGUUGCAAAGCUAGAGAAUGAUCACAAGAAUGCGAAGACACUAGCUGUUGGGCUUAAUGAAAUCAACGGACUGAAAGUGAAUGUCUCCACUGUAGAAACAAACAUCAUAUAUGUCGAUUUAGAGGAGAGCUCCAAUCUCACAGCAGAAAAGCUGUACAAGAACUUGCAGCAACAUGGCGUGGUCGUGAUGUUAGAGGGUCCGUACAGCAUAAGGAUUGUCAUUCACCAUCAAAUCUCAGAAACUGAUGUGCAGUACACGCUCUCGUGCUUUAAGCAAGUUUUAAAUGGCGCCAACGUGCACAGCGAAAACGGUAACUAGAGGUGGUGGAGGAAGAAGAAGAAGAUGAAGAAAUUGGCCUCCUCCCAUUUCCCCAUUAUCUGUCUUGUCAUCCCAUCUAAGUCCACCGGGGAAAAUGUCGACCAUACUGGGAAAAGAAAUUGCAUUUUACUUUGCUAUGACGGUGACCUUUUAGCCUCUCCAUUGGACAUGUGUGGGAGAGGUUGUGUUGUGUUAUGUUUUCGUUCAACUGUUGUAGACUUGUAGAGCUGUUUCCUCUUUGGUCCUGAAAACACAGGGAUAGCCUGAUUCAAUUCACCGCCCCAACAUCUGCCGUUUUGCAGGAACGAUCAAUCCUUAACUAGAUCAUGAUAGUUUGAAUUAAUUGCUCACAUAAAAGCGUUCUAGCAUGUCUCAUAUAGCCUGUGAAAAACAAGUAACUUGACAUUAUGUGCCAUACAUGAUCCGCAUCGAUUCAGCUAUAAUGAGUCUCC